CCCCCCUCGGACCGAAGACAGCCCAGUGGGAAAGAGGAAGGAAAGCCGACUGAGCCACUGAGAAGGACAGAGCGAUGAAUCCCGAGUGCUAUGACUUCGUGCACCGUCAAUUCAAAACACACAAGUGAAACUCUUUUACUGCAAGGAAACACACGUCAGCCCUCUGGAAGUCACCAAGGGAGGUCCAGAGGAAACCACAUCAACCUUUCCCAUCCAUUCGUCUGUCCAUUCAUUCCCCCCAUCAUCAGUCAAGCCAGCUAGCGGAGUUUGUACCAGCAGCCAUGCAGGUGAUGUGGAGCCUCUAUGCCCUGCUAUGCCUCUGCCUCUGGGGGCAGUGCUCUUGCCGUGGCCGCAGGACCAAACGAGCCACAGAGGACGAUGCCAAAAAGUGUUCCUACACCUUCAUGGUGCCUGAGCAGAAGAUUACAGGCCCCAUCUGUGCCAGCGCCACGGGCCCGGAAAUGGACAAAGAGAGGGUGACCCGCAUGGACAUGUCGGACGUGCGGGAGGUGCUGCACAAGCAGCGGAGCGAGAUCGAGACCCUGCAGCUGGUGGUGGACGUGGAUGGCAACCUGGUGAACGAGAUGAAGCUGUUGCGGAAGGAGAGCAGGAACAUGAACUCCAGGGUGACGCAGCUUUACAUGCAGCUGCUGCAUGAGAUCAUCCGGAAGAGGGAUAACUCCUUGGAGCUGGCCCAGCUGGAAAACCGCGUCCUCAACGUGACCUCAGAGAUGCUGCGCUUGGCCUCCAGGUACAAGGACCUGGAGGCCCGCUUCGCCACCAUGGCGGGCGUGGUCAACAACCAGUCGCUGCUGAUCACCGCCCUGGAGGAGCAGUGCCUCAGGACCCUGGGCCGCGGAGAGCUUCCCGCUUCACCGCCGCUGGUGCAGGUGGUGCCGGAGAACUUGCCUGUCAACAGUCGAGUCACCAACGAGAUCCACAGGCACACCAACAACCGGGCUUUUCCUCGGGGAUCACGUAUGGAGGCCCCGACCGCCAGCCCGUAUGGGAUCGACCCACCGCCUCCACAGGGGACACUCAGCUCGGAUGGUCCUUAUAAGGACUGCUUCCAGGUACGCCAGGCGGGCCACAGCAUUAGUGGGAUGUAUCUGCUGAAGCUUGACGGCAGUGAACGCCUGGUCCAGGCCUGGUGCGAGCACGGCCUGGACAACGGGGGAUGGACCGUGUUGCACCGGAGGAGAGACGGCUCCGUCAACUUCUUCAGAAACUGGGAGAAUUACAAGAAAGGCUUCGGGAACAUAGAUAGCGAGCACUGGCUGGGUCUGGACAACAUCUACCACCUGGGGAAACAGGGCGACUACAAGCUGCUGGUGGAGCUGGAGGACUGGACGGGCAAGAAGGUGUACGCCGAGUACAGCAGCUUCAGCCUGGAGUCUGAGAGCGAGGGCUACCGCCUGAGGCUGGGCACCUAUCAGGGCAACGCCGGGGACUCCCUCACCAGCAACAACGGCAAACAAUUCACCACUUUGGAUCGGGACAAGGACGCAUUCUCAGGUAACUGUGCCCACUUCCAUAAGGGCGGGUGGUGGUACAACGCCUGUGGUCAAACCAAUCUGAACGGGGUAUGGUACAGCGGCGGAAUUUACCGCAGCAAGCACCAAGAUGGAAUAUUUUGGGCAGAGUACAACGGGGGGUCCUACUCACUCAAGACUGUCCGCAUGAUGAUCCGACCCAUUGACUAAGUCUCAGGAUGAUGGCCCCUUUUAUGCCUUUGACCUUUCUUUUUUUUACCAAGAAUAGGAAGGCAAAAAGGCAGUACUUCAAUGGCCGGACAUUAUGAACUCCCACACACACACACACGCGAGUGCGGUGGCAAACUGUCUUUCGGAUGGUGCUCCGAGAGGUUGCCAUCCAUGGGACCUUCCAGUAUUCCUCCCAGGUGCCAUUUUCUACCCACUAAUGUUAAAAUGUAACGUGUAUUUGGCGGUAGUAAGCAAUAGUAAAAACAAUAUCAAUUUAAUUAUUCUAUUCUGUGUAGCCAGUUGAAAUGUUAUGUUGGACAAUCAAAAGAGACAGGCCUACACGUGCAGUCUGGUGCUUUAAAUACUACUGGUCGGAGAGUUUGGAUUUGUCCGUUGGGCUUUCCCACUAUUACGACCAGGAAAUGAACUCCUGGAACAAUCUGCGUGUCGAUUUUGUGGGUACAGCUGAGCUGGCUUAAGUAUGUAAAUAUCUUUGGCAUUAUUUUCAUGAGGUAAUUUAAGAGGUGCUCAGGCCUAAUAUUUCCAUUGGUCUCCAAGUAACCGUUCCCUUCUGUUAUUUAUCAGUGUAUUUAUAUUGAUUAUAGUCAAUCCAAUGCAACUUGUUUUAAAAAGGUGAUGAGUGCGUUUAACAAUCAACAACUUUAAGCGCCCAAGUAACUUACCAAUAGGCAUUAAAUCACACCCAAAAUAAUAUGUGGUGUAGUCUACAGUUACAUUUUACAAGGCUCGAAUUGCUUCCUUCAAACUGGCUUCCAGUUUCAACAUCUCAUCAACACGUUGUUGUAUCUCAUGCUCAUCAUGGAAGAUGAGCCUGCAUAUGAGCCCUGUUCUAAUAAAUGAGUCCUACAAUA
This is a messenger RNA of Gadus chalcogrammus (walleye pollock), 2575 nucleotides long. It is a transcript of the gene angptl1a, whose product is annotated as angiopoietin-like 1a. The coding region runs from base 282 to 1703 and encodes 473 amino acids. The transcript is spliced from 6 exons. Gene Ontology annotation, biological process: cell surface receptor protein tyrosine kinase signaling pathway. The record is from RefSeq and is a predicted model, not a curated record. NCBI's taxonomy places the organism in Eukaryota, Metazoa, Chordata, Actinopteri, Gadiformes, Gadidae.